Effrenium voratum is the source of this 1888-nucleotide messenger RNA. NCBI's taxonomy places the organism in Eukaryota, Dinophyceae, Suessiales, Symbiodiniaceae. The record is from the annotation of a GenBank genome assembly.
UUUGCAACGGUGUGUUGUUUGUGUUUCCGCAGCAUUGCCUCUCGCACUUGAGGUAGUCCCAACUAGCUUGUUGAGUUCAGGCCCUUCAUAUUCUGAGCGAUGGCCCUUCGCUUUUGCCUUGUCCUUGCACUCUUCGGCAGUGUGGAUGCCAGCCUGCGCGGAAAGCUCCAUGCGGCGGCAGGCACCAUGAGCGCCGAGCAACUUCGGGAAACCGUGAUGCAAGAAGUCAUGGCCGCCCUUGGGAGUGGCAACCGAGUCACUGAGCAGCGUCUCAAGGUCAUCGAGGAUGCUGUUCGUCCCAGCUUCGAAGCCAUGCCCAAGAACGAGUUCGGCAACUUGGAAGAUGCGGCUGCCAGGUAUGUGCUUCAUCGGCUCUUUGUGCAGCGGCAUGCCAUGUACAUCAAGGGUCUGGAGGCCAGCGGAAUGGACUGGAAGAACAUGUCGACUUCAGAAGUGCUUCAAGACCACGUUCCCUCCUUUGUGCUGUCCUUGUUUGAAGACCGUCUCAAGGGUCAAGGGCUUGGGUUGCACGAGCUUACCGUCCUUGCAGCCACCCUUGAGCAUCUGAUCCAUGACGAGGCAGUCGCCAGACUCUCCGUCGUGUACCAGGCACACAAUGUCUCCCAGGAGGAUCGGGUGGAUGAGAGAGUGAUGCAAGAGCUGAUCGACACCUACAUGACCAUCUUUUUGGUUGGCAGGCAGAACAUCACUGCCUCCUCCGUUGCUGAUGAGCGAGCGGCGGUGGUGGAGUCUUACCCUGGCUGGCAUGACACUCAGAAGUUCACCAUGCAAGUGCGAUCCAGCGUGGUUGCUGCGCAGGCAGCCGAUGCUGACUUUUCCCCGGGCAAUUUGAGCUUCCGAGCAGCAACAGCAGUUGUUGAGGAGAUCGGGGAGCGCUAUGGCCGCUGGCAAGAUUCCGAGUGCCGAGAUCUCAAGAGUUUGCUGACCAAGCUUGAGCAUGCAGGCACAGGCAGGGUGCUCUUGAAGGACUUCUAUGGGUCCGCCUUGAACGGGAAUUGGCAGUUUUCUGAGAGCGUGAACUACCUGAGAGAGCUCGGUGCCCUGGACGAGUCUGACCCUGCCAAUCCAGCAGUUCUGAUCCCCAACUAUGUGAACUCGCAGUCGAACUGUGUGGCCUCCAGCAGUGUCUACUCAGUUUGCUGCAUCAACGAGUGCGAAGCCCUGCUGGGCCACCUGGAAGGGCGCGUGGCUGCUCCUGAGGCAAGCCCUGAGCAGAUUGUGUCUCUGGUGUCUGAGCUGCCGUCUGCCACGGUGCCGGCUCCCAGAACGCUGCCAGACAGCCUGAAGAGCCGCAUCAAUGAGGUGGCAAGCCACCACGGUGGCAAGGUGCCGUUGCACGGGCGUUUGUUCGCCCAGUGGCUGCACCAUGCUUACCCAAGGGAAUGCCCUUUCCCGCACGUUGCGGGCAAAACCAACCCCAUGACUGCGGACGAGUGGAUGCAGGUCCGCGGCCAGAGCGUGUCAGCUACCAAGAACGAGAUGGAGCGCAUUGUGGAGAAGUCGACUGCCGUGGCCACAUCCAAAUUUGAGAUGACCUGGACGGCCGACGAGGAGCUUUUGGCAAGCUCCAAGAAGCCAGCUUCUGGCGGCGUGUCCUUCCUGCGCUAUGUGGGCUUCUUGCUGGCAGCCUUUUCUGCUGUCAUGGCCUUUGGAGGUGAUGCCUGGAAGAAGCUUUCGGUGGCCAGGAGGCACAACACCCUCCUGCCCUGCGUCCACAAGCAGCAUGCCUGCUGAGUGCACGCAAAGUGCAGGGCUGGCGUUUUGGCGAGGCCUUUGAGCCAGCUGGAUCCCUUCACCUGUGUCGGAAAGCGGCACAGGGCUUGCGAACCUCUGCGAGUGACGAAGGUCUUCUUGGCUGAGUUGUGUA